AUAAAAAAACCAAACCAAGCUACGGUUGUCCCGUUCCUUUCAGGUUUGGCUUUGUUGCAAAGGAAAAACAAAAAUAUAACAUCAAAGAGGCAUUCACCAAACCAAACCCUGAAAGAGGUGUUUUUUUUUUUUCUGUUAUGUUAUGAGAAAUGCUCAGAUCUAUGAUUGAGGAAAGGAAAAGUCCAAAGAUGAAAGGAUGACGAUGAUGAUGAUGUUAGGGGCAGUUCAACUGGGAGCAGCGGUAGCGUGCGUGGUGGUGUUGGUCCCAAUGGGAAUGGCAGGAUGGCAUUUGAGCCGGAACAAGAUGCUCUUUUUCAGCGGUGCCCUUUUCAUAACUCUUGCUGUCUGCGUCCAUUUGACUCCCUAUUUCCCUUCCGUUUCUGAUUUGGUUACUUCCGUUUCUUCUGUUGUCGUCUUCGAUCACCGUAUUUCUUGCAUUAAUUUGGUUAACGAGAUUGCUUGGGAUGUGAAGCCCAACUCUUCUGUCCACAACGGUAGCCUUGAAUUGUAUAACAAGCGCUGGGAUUGGUCCAAAUCCUCAAAGCUCGACGCUUGUGACUUUCAGAAGCUGCCUGGAUCCGACACUUCCGAUUUGCUAAACGGCUCCUGGGUGGUCGUAGCAGGUGAUUCCCAGGCUCGAUUGUUUACCCUUUCUUUAUUAAAUUUGAUUUUGGGUUCGGAAGCUGACCGUAUGCAUUCGGUUAGAGCUGAUUUAUUCAAAAGGCAUAGUGAUUACAACAUUUUGCUUGAUGAAAUUGGUAUGAAAUUGGAUUUUUUUUGGGCACCUUAUGUUGUGAAUUUGACCAAUUUGAUGAUGGGUUUUAAGGUGAAAAAGAGUUACCCUGAUGUUAUGGUCAUGGGGGCCGGUCUGUGGCACAUGCUUCAUGUCACUAACGCAUCGGAUUAUGAUUUUGCCUUGCGAAUGUUAAAAAGUUCUGUAGUUUCUUUGUUGCCAUUUUCGCCCCAGUUAAGCAUGAAUGGACCCGUAACAGGCUCCGUGUCCAUUAAGUCUCCGCAUUCUUUUUGGCUCGGGAUGCCAAUGCUCAUCAAUGGGAUGUUGAAUACAGAGGAGAAGAGGGAGAAGAUGAGUGAUGCACUGUGGCAUGCCUAUGAUAGAGCACUUGGCGAUAGUAAGCUAUUACGCCAAACAGGUGGCCCUCUGUUAUUGUUGGACAUCCAGUCAUUGACUUGGAAUUGUGGGCCGCGUUGUACAUCUGAUGGUAUGCAUUAUGAUGGAGCUAUUUAUGAGGCUGCCGUUCAGAUCAUGCUAAAUGCAUUGCUAAUUGAAUCCCAUCAGAAGCUUUGAAGCCGCCAACAGUUUUUCUCCUCUUAAAUCGGUUAUGUGCAGCUUUUCCAGAAAUAUACCAAUGGUUUACAACAAGCUUCAGGAGCAUUUGACCCUUGAGAGAGAGGCUAGUAUCUUCUUGCCCUUCUAGAAUCUUUGAUUCUUCCCAGGUUUUCCCCUUGGCUUUUUGUUAACACACAAGUAAAAUUUUUUGUGUACGUCGAAAUUCUUUUUUUAGCUGUUUUAUUUUUUAUAUGUAUGAAAAUAAAUUCACUUGCUUGUAUACUAUAGUCUGAUUACAUUGUACGAUUCACAUCCAAUUUUGUUGUGACCAAA
Theobroma umbraticum is the source of this 1621-nucleotide messenger RNA. RefSeq names its product Pmr5/Cas1p GDSL/SGNH-like acyl-esterase family protein. The record is from RefSeq and is a predicted model, not a curated record. Gene Ontology annotation, cellular component: Golgi apparatus. NCBI's taxonomy places the organism in Eukaryota, Viridiplantae, Streptophyta, Magnoliopsida, Malvales, Malvaceae. Gene Ontology annotation, molecular function: acetyltransferase activity. Gene Ontology annotation, biological process: xylan biosynthetic process.